AUGGUUGCCACUAUGGAUACAGAAAUAGAUAUCAACUACGAGAUGAAAGAUGUAAAACUCAAUCUCGAACGGAGUAAGCAUUCGGUCGAGGUUGUGGCCAAAGACGAGGAAAUCAGGAAGCUGCGAGUCAGCCAGUGCCUGCUACAAGACGACAACAGCGACCUCCACGAACAGCUCGAAGAGGAACAGGCGCGCUCGGACGAACUAGAGAACGCGCUAGACGAAGCCCUUGCACAGCUCGACGAACAAAAAGCCCGCGACGAGGAAGUACAAAACCAGAUCCGCACACAGGCGCGGGAGAAUGCGAAUCUAAAGGCAGAGCUGAAGGCAAUGGAAAACGUCACCUCCGACUCCAACAAGAUCCUCUCCGACAAGCUUGCGCUUUCCCGCGAGAUCUCAUCCCUGCGCCCAGAAGUCGAACACCUACGCGCACAAGUCGAGUCGAACCAGGGCCUCCUCACUGAGAAACUUUCACUCCAGCGCCAAUUGACAACACUCCAAGUAGAGUUGGAGAACGAGAAGCGCACAGCAGCGCGUACGCUAGCUAAGCAGGGCCGCAAGAUGGAGCAGGACGACGACAUUCGCACCGAGUUGGAGGAGGUCCGCAGGGAACUUGCACAAGAGAAGAAGGAUAAGGCGAAAGCCGAGGCUGCGCUCGCGAAGAUGGAGAAGGCUUCCGAGAAGGUGCAAUCAGAUCUCGAGUCCCAGCAGCAGGCGACCGAGCGUCUGCAGGCCAAGGUGGAGAAGCUGGCAAAGAAGGACACCAGCAAAUCCAGCAAACGCGAUGAAGCUCACGAUGCCGCAUUAGAAGAGCUCCGUCAAGAGCUGGAGCAGGAACGCGCAGCGCGUCUGAGCGCGGAGAAGGCCAGCAAGAAGAGCAGCAGUGAUAGCGCCGAGAUCGAAGAGCUCCGACAGGAACUUGAGCAGGAGAGGCAUGCACGCCAGAAAGCCGAGAAAGCCAGUAAGAAGGGCACGCAAACCGACAACUCGCAAUCUGAAGAAAUCAAGAAGGCUCUGGAAGAGGAGAAGCGCGAGCGUAAGAAGCAAGAGAAGGAGUACACCAAGACUUUGGCGGAGCUACAGGGGCGUAAUACCGUGCUUGAUGACAAGUUGAGCGCUUUCCGAGAGAAACUUCGCACUACCAAAGAGAAGUUGAAGGAGAAGGAAGCCGAGCUAGAACGCGUCGACCGGGCACAGACCGCACCACCCACAAAAGCUGCCGCUGCUACAACCACGAAGCCUGCUAAGACCGGUCGAAAGCGCCUGGCUGCGACAGCAGAGCCGGAGACGAAUCUGGGUACACCUGGAGACGGUUUCCCUGCGAAGAAAGCCAAACGCGGCACUUCAGCUGCUGCGGUUGGUGACACCUCUGCAUUUUCACUGACGCCGUUCCUAAAUCGCACUGGUAGCGUCGUCCCCGCAAGUCCAAUCGUCGAAGAGGAGGAAGAGGAAGAGGCGACUGCUCAGGAAGAGGCUACCCCGACUGCUCUGCUAAAGAAAGCCUCGAAGAAGAUUGCUCAGCCCAAGGUCAAGGCUCUGGCGCCUGCACCAUCAAACAAGGCCAACGCAAAGGUGACUGGCCGCAAGAAGGCUGCGGCACCAGUUUUGGAGAUGGUCAGUGAGGAAGCAUCCGUAAUGUCUCACAGCCAGUCCAAGGACGACUCCGAGAAUGCCCCAGUUAUGGUCCCGCUCAAGGACUCCGACGACGGUCCAUCCACAAAGUCCAAGCCUAUUGUGCCCAAGUUCAAGCCCCGCAAGUCACUCAUGUCCUUUGCAACAUUCGCCGAAGAGCCCGCCGCAGAGAAGAAGAAGAAGCGCAAGCUUGGCGCCAGUGCUGGCAAAACUCUAUUCGACGCUGAAGACGGUGAGGAUGUGGCGCCUCUGAAACCUGUUGGCGUGAGCAAGGGCUUGUUUGCGGCGAGGGCGCUGGGCAAGAGUGUGUUAGGCAAGCAGGGACAACGCCCUAUUUCUGGCGGCUUCAAUAUGCUGAGUGAGGAGGCGUUUGCAUUCAGUCCGCUCAAGAAGGAUAGGAGGGGCGCUAGCAUUUUGAAAUAG
Molecule: messenger RNA, 2055 nt
Organism: Parastagonospora nodorum SN15
Lineage: Eukaryota; Fungi; Ascomycota; Dothideomycetes; Pleosporales; Phaeosphaeriaceae
Exons: 3
Coding region: 1-2055 (684 amino acids)
Biological process (GO): mRNA export from nucleus
Cellular component (GO): nuclear pore
Molecular function (GO): structural constituent of nuclear pore
Source: RefSeq, a predicted model, not a curated record